Messenger RNA from Mus caroli (Ryukyu mouse), 5360 nucleotides. RefSeq names its product G protein-coupled receptor 83-like. Gene Ontology annotation, biological process: G protein-coupled receptor signaling pathway. Gene Ontology annotation, cellular component: neuron projection; plasma membrane. Gene Ontology annotation, molecular function: neuropeptide binding; neuropeptide Y receptor activity. Lineage: Eukaryota; Metazoa; Chordata; Mammalia; Rodentia; Muridae. The record is from RefSeq and is a predicted model, not a curated record.
AGUUGGCUGUGGUGCGCAGAGCCAGAGACACCUCAGGCUCUGAAGUGGGCAGGAACCUGGACGGACAGGCCAGGCGGCUAGGCGGCUAGUCCGCCAGUCCGUCUUCAGCUAUCUUCUGCCUGACCAGCAGACUGAGACUGGUAGACUCCUAGAUUUCCAGUCCGUCUCUGGAUUCUAAGGUGGAACCAGGAGUUUCUGUUUGCAAGGAUUUGGAAAAGGACUUCAGUUUCUAUAUCCUUUAUGGUCCCUUGAGACCUGCUUAAUUUUCCCCAAACAAAAAUGAACACUUCCUUCAAGGGAGUGUCUCCUUUCCUGUCACAAAUGGAAAGUGCCAUUGAUUGGCUCGGAGAAAAUGUCAGUUGGGUUCCAUCAAUAGAGGAUCAAAGCUGCAAUCACACAACCCAGAAUGGAACCAAUAUCUCCAGUGCAGAAUGGGGAGGGCCAACAGGAUCAGUCAGGAGAUGGCUGGGGGGCAAUCCCCACAUCAUGGCAAAGAUCGUGCUGACAUUUGCAUACGCUGUCAUCAUAGUGAUAUCUCUCUUUGGCAAUUCCCUGGUAUGCCAAGUUUUUGUCAAGCACAAGGAAAUCAAGAAAUCAACAGGCCUUCUCAUCUUCAAUCUGGCAAUAUCUGACAUUUUGAUAAUCCUGCUCAACAGUCCAUUUGCUCUGGCUCGUUUUCUGAGUGGACAGUGGGUUUUCGGUAGGAUCAUGUGCCAUGUCAGUCGGUUUGCUCAGUACUGCUCUCUCCAUGUUUCAACUCUUACACUGAUGGCAGUUGCUAUGGACCGGCACCGGGUAAUUCUGCACCCAAUGAAACCAAGGCUAACCCACUCCCAAUGCCUAUUUGUUGUUGCCAUAAUCUGGAGUAUUGCAGUGUUCCUUGCUCUGCCUCAUGCGAUUUACCAAAAUCUGUUCACUCUCGUCAACAUGGAUGGUGAUACCAGGAGCUACUGCCUCCCUUCUUUUCCUGGACCCAACGUACUGGUUUCAAAGUAUGUGGACCUCGGGACAUUUAUCUUGUUGUAUAUCCUGCCACUUCUGGUGAUUGUUGUAACGUAUUCUCACCUAGGAAAGAGGUUGUGGAUUCAAAAUGCUAUUGGUGAUGCAUCUGCUCGUCAACUUAUGGCACACUACCAGAAGCGCAAGAAGAGCAUCCGGAUGUUGAUACUUAUUGUAUUGGUCUUUGCAGUUUGUUGGUUUCCACUUAACUUCUAUGUGGUUCUUAUUUCCAAUGCAGGUGUAGAAAAUGACAGUGUGCUUUUCUAUGCCUUUCAUUGGUUUGCAAUGAGCAGCACCUGCUACAAUCCUUUCAUCUACUGUUGGCUCAACAGGAGCUUCCGUGCCAAACUAAGAUCUAUAUCAUCUUUCAGGAUGCAAUCACUGUUUGUGUGUAGUAACUCCCAGAUUCAGCAAAUAAAACCACAGGAGAGUCAUGAGCUUAGGGAGCUCCAGACGUCUUCACUGCUACGAGUUCCCCUGGCUGUUCCAGAGCCCCAGGUUUUUGAGGAUCCCAGUUUGGCUACAGGGGAUAAUUCCCAGGUCUCUGUCCAAGGGGAAUGGGAAGAUCCAGAUCCCACUCUAGAUGAGGAACCAGGGCCUUCAACUCGGGAUACUUACUUUUGUAUCCACAUGCAGACUAGCAGUCACUAAGUUGGACAACCACCUGAUCCACUGGAAUCUUACUUAAUGAGUACCUUGGCACAGACAAUUUAGUCAGAGAUGGGACAACCUUUAACUUAGAUGCUGAGGACCGUGUUUUAAUAUCAUGUGCAGCCUCACAAAUCCAUUUAUGGUUUUGAUUCGUAGUUCUGGCAGCAGAGCUCUAAUUGAUUAAUCUGCUGUGCCAUACUCGAGAAAACUGAAUGUGACAUACCCUGAAGGAAUUUGUUGACUCACGUACCUUACUUACUUCGCAGAUGUAUUUAUGAAAGCUAGAUUUCCUGAAUAAGAUUCUUUUUUUGCCUCCAGUUUUGACAUGUGAUUAUCACUAGUAGAGAAAAUAAGAUGGAGGAACCUUGGUUGAAAGAUAUCAGUGUAAAGGAGUCACUAGAAAGACUACAUGGUAGCCCCUCUCUGCCAAUAGGUACACCUUCCUUUUCUUCACUGCCCUUGUGCACCGACUUGGUGCUGUUAUAUGAUUACUUUCUGCAUCAACUUAGUCUGAGGCUAAUACUCAUGUUAAGGAACAAGAAAUACUAGUGAAUGACUCUGAACUUCUAUUACCCCAUCUUUGUAAAUGUGACUGUAAAACUCAGUCUGUACAGAUAUUUGACUUUAGACUGAUUUCCCCAGCUUCAGAUAUCUCAUCUUGUGUAUAAACUGUAGACUUUAUCUGGAGGAACUACUUGAUAUUUGUACUAGCUAAUUUAACUAGUGUAUACUGGCAUAUGUGGUCUCUGAUGAAUUUAUUGACAUUUCCUAUUAGAACUGCCCAUCUGAGUUGACUAUCCACUGAUUUGUGGUCCUAUCUUUCCCCUAAUAUUUUCAAUAACAAAUAGAUUAGCAUUUUCAACCCCUAAACUGCUCCCUAUCAACUACAAAUUUUUGCACCCUAAAUUGGAACAUGACAUAAUCAAGUGCUUACAUGUACAUACAAGCAUACAGUUUUAUGUUAACACAGAUAUAAGCAUGUAUAUAUUGCUACUUGUUACCUCUCAUGCUAUCUACCUGCCUGGUGCUCUCACUUAUUUCUACCUGUAAUUUCCAUGCUAACUGAGCCUAGAUAAGAUUUCAUGCCUUAAAGUGAAGUCUUGCAGGCUCUGAGAUUGUGGCAACUUUUUGCCUCUGGAAUCAGCAUUUCUUUACAGUUGGUGCUUCACUUCUUUCUUUGAUUUUAUUUUAUGUUUUUUAUGUUAUAUAUCUUCCUGUGAAAGUUUUACAGAUUCAUAAUCUGAGUUGUGCUCUUCUGUGCUACUUCCAUUCCUUUGCUGUCUCUAUGCUUUCCCCUAACUAUGUCACAUUGUCACUAAAGGCUCUAGUUUUAUUUCUCUUUCUCAUAUACAGCAUUUCAACUCAAUUCACUUUAUUUACCAUUCUAUAUUUUUUGUAAAUUAUAUCAUUUUCACAUGCUGGGUAUGGUAUAUGUUCUCAUUUAAACAUAUCCCUGUAGAUUCCAACAUUGUCUCCUUUCAACAUUUCACCCAGGUGCUCACUUUUCCAUAUUUCUUUGUUCUGGGCUAUUAAACUUGGAUUUUGGUUGCUGCCUUAACCAGAGGUUCACAACUUCCUGUGCUGAGGCUCAUCAUCUCUUCAGUAAUUGAAGCCUCCUCAUUUCCGGUGCUUUGUUCCACUCUAGACUCUAUUUUCUGUUUGCUUCCCCUACUUUGCACUCCCUUCUCUCUCUCAAUCUCCCUCUUCUUCUCUCUCUCCCCUUCUGUCUCCCCAUCCCUCGCCCUCCCCCUCCCUCUCCUUUUCCCUUGUUCGCUCUUUCUUUCCUUCACUCCUUCCUCUCCUUGGUGUCUUGCUCAGUCUAAUAUUAACUCAUUAUUCCUUUUCCAGUUGUCCCUGUAUACAGAUCUCCCUCCUACAGUUUCAUAUACUUUUAUUUUUUGGUCACAGAAAUUUCCUUCCUUCCUAGGACAGUAAACAAACAUUCUUGUUUGUGUGUCUUAUGUUGUCUUAGAAAAUCCAUCAGAGGGCACCAUGUGCUAGGAUAUUGAGAAGAGUCUAACAGUUUCCUUGAGAUCUCAGCAUUCCUUAAUGAGAUUGUUCUUUCUAGCUGAGUUGUUUGCUUAUAUUUCCUUUGUGAAUAGUUAUAAUUUAAUAUCUGAUUAUAAAUGUAGGUAUUAGUAUCUGCUUAUAAAUUGAAGAGCUAUAACAUUGUGAACUAAUUUAAGCUAACUUUAUGUAGAAGACAAAUUUAUUCAUGGCCACAUACUUUACCUUAGGUAUGGGACCUUUGGUGAUCUAAUUGAUUUACUUUAGCAGGGAGUAGUGGCUCUAAGAAACCUGUUACUGAAAGAAAUCUAGCACAUAUUCGAUUUGUGUGAUAGGAACAGUGUCUGUACAAGCAAAAAGCACUUUGUGCUUUGAUUUUGAUGUAAGGCAAGAAUUCCCUAUAGUGGAAACAAGCCCAGGAUUCAGAAUAAUGGGACAAGGCUUUUUUUGUUCUUGAGUCAACCAUUUGUGUGACCUUAGGAAAGUCAUGUGGCCUUAGUGUGCCCCAGUUUCCUUGUCUAUAAAAGGUGGAUAAUAAUACCUACUACCUUAUAGGGCUAUUGCCAGAGUUAUCUGUGAUAACAGGUAUUAUUAUUGUUGUUAAUAGGUUCAUUUUCUUGUUACCCACCUUGUGAUUAUUGCUGUUAAUAUUACCCUAAUUGUAAUGUUACUACUAUUAUUGUUAAAUAUUGUUAAAUCGAUGUUGCUGUGCUCCCUUGAAGUGCAGACCAGUACACAGCUAAGAAGGCUAUGAAGAUAUUUAAGAAAAGAUUACUUGAUGUAUCUCAUUGGGCAAGCUUCUACUGCCUGUUUCGAUUACUUGAAAUGAGAUUAGACAGAACACUGCUGAGAAGAAGAGCUUUCCAGAGCAAAGACAGGGACACUAGCAGAAUUCUAGGAGACUGAAAAAUAAAGAAGCACAAGCUAAGUAAUAGGCAAAUGAAUGAUUUUGAGUUAGUUCCUCAGUAGGCUUUUCUGUAUUUUAGCAUUUCUGCUCUGAGAAGGGUGGCAGAUAAGAAAUCAAAAGAGAAAACUUGAAAGAUGUAAAGUGUUUACAAAGUACAGAAAUGACACAGGGUUUCUAUUCUGACUUGUCAUCUCUUUUCUAAUAAUCUCCCUCUAUUUAUGACUCAAUGUGAUUCUCAAUAAUUGUAUUACAUAUUUAUAUUUGUUAAUGUUUUAGAUAUCAUAGUAAUAUAUUAAGCGUAAUAGUACUCAUUUAUGGUGCUCUUCUAAAGUGUGCUUAAAGUGUUUUAUGGUGUUAUAUUUAACCAUUUAUCUGCCAAAUAGUUCGCAAACUGCAAAAAAAACAAAAAACAAAAACAAAUACUGUUUUAUUUAUGUGUGCUUGUUUUUAUGGAAUACUGAAAUUCCCCCAAAGAAUGAUUAUUGAUGUUGGACUUUGGAACAGGUUAUGUUUGAGGGAACUGUUCUGCUUGACAACCAGCAAGGGUGAAUUAUAAAGUUCUGGAGCUCCAAGUUCUACUCGGAAGCUCUACUCAGAUGAUCUGUUCAAAUGUGGGAAGGGUUCAAAUGAAGGGUUUAGAGGUGGCUGACUCUGAGAUUAUUUUGUGUCAGCUGGGUUUUGUACUUAAGUAUAUUUUGACUGGAAUAAUUUUUCAAGUGUUUAAAACUACAGAUCUUUGUGAAUCCUUUGUGACUAUGUAUGUGCUCAAUUAAAACUUAAUAAAGCUAAAUAAAGU